CUUGUAUUCUUGGUCUGUCAGUUCUUGACGGACUGUGGUGAAGUAACCGCUGUUUAAGAAACCGUACGACACACUAAAAACCCGCGAUGAUUCAAAAGUAAACGAGAGACGAUUUUCGAAAAUGAGACACAAAAAAUUCGUGGGAGGAUUGUGUGGUAUUUAGUUGUUUAUUAUUUUAAAUAGUGUAGUUGUUAUUGACGAAAUUGUUUAGAAUUAUUGCACUUUGGAGAAAGGAGGAUACUCUUUGCAUAAUAACACACAGGACAUCGGAUAUAAGCCUGCGUCACAAAAAUGACUUCAAAUGGAAUCCGAAACGACGCCUACAGUGACGACAAUCUCUCAGAUGACGAAAGCUCUCCAUUGACAGAAAAUAUUUACAGCGGAAGCACAAGAACAGUCCAAGAAACGAAAGGAUGGGACGUGUUCCGGGAUCCCCCGACCAAAGAGAUUUCGGGCUCUAUGGCCAACCAAAAAUGUCUAGAAAUAUCUGUGAAAAUACUGAAAGUCGUAGCAUAUUUAAUAACGUUCAUCAUAGUUUUAGGAUCAGGGGUGACAGCGAUAGGGACUCUUCUAUUUAUGACAUCACAACUUAGGGUAGAUAAAGUAGUUGAAUAUUGUAAUAAAGACUUAGGUAGGGAAAAACAAUUUGUAGUAAAAUUACCGACUCCCGAACGAGUGGUAUGGAUGUGGUGUCUUUUCUUUGCCUUCUGCAUCCCACAGCUCGGGACCCUGUUCCGAUCCACCAGAAUGUGUUUUUUUAAAUCAUCGAAGAAACCGCAUUUUGCGCAUUUCCUUAUUAUUUUCUUAAUGGAGACUGCUCAUACCAUAGGCAUAGCGAUAUUAGUUUUUCACAUACUGCCAGAGAUAGACGUAGUGAAAGGAGCCAUGCUGACAAACUGCCUUUGCUUUGUACCUGCUGUGUUAGGUUUACUUUCUAGAAAUAACAAAGAAUCUCAACGAUUCAUAAAAGUACUCAUAGAUCUCAUCGCGAUAGCUGCCCAAGUGACAGGUUUCAUCGUGUGGCCAAUCAUGGAAGGAAGACCGGAUUUAUGGAUUAUCCCAGUCACACUAUUUUUAAUUUCUCUUGGUUGGUGGGAAAACUAUAUAUCCAAAUAUACCCCAAUUCCUUUUAUCAAAAAAUUGGGUAGACUGAGAGAGCAAUUCGAUCAAACGAGAUACUUCAACUAUAUGUUUAUAUCCAUUUGGAAGAUCAUAUGUUUCUUGAUUACCAUUUUGUUCGUCAUCUUGGCGAGAGAAGGGGAAGUUGGAUUCUUCUUUACGGAAUUUUCGGAAGGAUGGGGAUCACAUCCAAUUACAAUUUUAGAGAUUAAACCAUUUUUGGGAGGCACAUCUCUUCCAGAUAUUUCGGAAAUCAUACCAACAGGAGACGAUGUCGUUAUUCAAUCCAGCGAUAAGACUCCUGUCUAUAUUCUCUUAAUGAACGUAUUUGCAGCAUACUUAGCUUAUAUUUUCGGUAAAUUUGCCUGCAAAAUUAUGAUCCAAGGAUUUUCCUAUGCUUUUCCUGUUAAUCUUACCAUUCCAGUCUCGAUUUCUCUAUUGAUAACAGCUUGUGGUUUGAGAAAUGGAGAUCCUUGCUUUUUCCAUGACACUAUUCCCGAUUAUUUGUUCUUUGAAUUACCACCACCUGCUUUUCUAAACGAUUUUAUUUCACAUCAACAUGCUUGGAUUUGGUUACUAUGGUUGUUGUCUCAGACAUGGAUUACUAUACAUAUAUGGACUCCAAAAUGCGAACGUUUGGCAAGAACUGAAAAGUUACAAGUUAUUCCAAUGUAUGACGCGUUCCUGAUUGAUAAGUGUUUGGGUUUAAACAGACGCAGAGAUGACGAAUCCGAUGUUAAGCCAGAAGAUCUUGACGAAAUUCAAAAAGAAAAAGCUGAUGAAUACUAUGAAACGAUUUCUAACCAUACUGACGGAUCCUCGCCGAAACAUAUUAAAAGUUCCGAUAAUAUCACCAGGAUUUACGCAUGUGCUACUAUGUGGCAUGAGACCAAAGACGAAAUGAUGGAGUUUUUAAAGUCGAUCUUGAGGCUUGACGAAGACCAAUCCGCCAGAAGAGUUGCUCAAAAGUAUCUGAGAGUUGUUGAUCCAGAUUAUUAUGAAUUUGAAACUCACAUUUUCUUCGACGACUCUUUCGAAAUCUCCGAUCACAACGAUGACGAUACGCAAGUGAACCGAUUCGUGAAGCUUUUGAUUAACACAAUAGAUGAAGCAGCUUCUGAUGUACAUCAAACUCAUAUUCGUAUCAGACCACCCAAGAAAAUUCCGACUCCUUACGGAGGUAGACUGGUUUGGUCCCUGCCAGGCAAAACCAAGAUGAUAGCACAUUUAAAGAAUAAUUUGAAGAUUAGACACAGGAAGAGAUGGUCACAGGUGAUGUACAUGUACUACCUCCUUGGGCACAGGCUUAUGGAAUUGCCAAUCUCCGUAGAUAGAAAAGCAACGAUAGCUGAAAAUACGUAUUUAUUGACUUUGGAUGGAGACAUUGACUUCCAACCUUCGGCUGUGUUACUUUUAAUCGAUUUAAUGAAGAAGAAUAGAAAUCUAGGUGCAGCAUGUGGUCGUAUUCAUCCAGUAGGAUCCGGUCCGAUGGUAUGGUACCAGCUCUUCGAAUAUGCCAUUGGUCAUUGGCUGCAAAAAGCCACUGAACACGUUAUCGGCUGUGUACUCUGUAGUCCCGGAUGUUUCUCCCUCUUCAGAGGAAAAGCUCUUAUGGAUGAUAAUGUUAUGAAGAAAUAUACCACCUGUUCUGCUGAAGCUAGGCACUACGUACAAUACGAUCAAGGAGAAGAUCGAUGGCUGUGUACUCUCCUCCUCCAAAGAGGCUACAGAGUAGAAUAUUCAGCUGCCUCUGACGCUUACACUCAUGCUCCUGAAGGUUUUAACGAAUUUUUCAAUCAACGACGUCGAUGGGUUCCCUCUACUAUCGCCAAUAUCAUGGAUUUACUUAUGGACUCGAAAAAGACUAUCGAAGUGAACGAUAACAUAUCUAUGCCUUAUAUUGGAUAUCAGAUUCUUCUUAUGGGUGGUACCAUCUUAGGUCCUGGUACUAUAUUUCUUAUGUUGGUGGGUGCCUUCGUGGCUGCUUUCCAGAUUGACAAUUGGACUAGCUUUUAUUACAAUAUUUGGCCCAUAUUAUUCUUCAUGUUUAUCUGUUUCACGUGCAAAUCUAAUAUACAGCUGAUAGUUGCCCAAAUACUCUCCACCGGAUACGCUUUGAUCAUGAUGGCUGUGAUAGUAGGUACUGCUCUGCAAUUAAGGGAGGACGGUAUAGGCUCCCCGUCGGCCAUUUUCUUGAUUGCGAUGACGGGAUCGUUCAUGAUAGCUGCGUUCCUUCAUCCUCAAGAAUUUUGGUGUAUAGUUCCGGGAAUAAUCUAUCUGUUGUCCAUUCCAUCUAUGUACUUGCUGCUUAUUCUUUAUUCUAUCAUAAAUCUGAACAAUGUUUCCUGGGGGACACGUGAAGUACCGGUGAAAAAGACAAAGAAGGAAUUGGAAGAAGAAAGAAAAGCUGCAGAAGAAGCUAAAAAGCACGCCAAGCAGAAGUCUUUAUUGGGAUUUUUACAAAACGGAGGUACCAACGAUGACGAUGAAGGCAGUAUCGAAAUAUCGUUUGCCGGACUUUUCAGGUGUCUUUUAUGUACACAUCAGAAAGCAGGAGAUGAAAAAGCUCAACUCAUACAUAUUGCCGACUCACUGGAUUCAUUAGGAAAAAGACUAGACCAUAUUGAAAGAGUUGUCGAUCCUUCGGGUCAUCACGCAAGACGAAGGAGUAUGUCAUCUUCAUCUCGUCAUGGAGACCACCUUAAACCAGUUAAUGAAGAGGAAGAAGAGUCCACGGACGAGUCAGACGAUGACACCGCAUCUCUUACGCCUAAAAAUAAAAGAGACGACUUACUGAACCCUUAUUGGAUAGAAGAUCCAGACGUGCUGAAAGGAGAAGUAGAAUAUUUGAGCAGUAAUGAGUUGCAGUUCUGGAAAGACUUGUUGGAGAAGUAUCUGUAUCCUCUUGACGAAAAUAAGGAGGAGAAGGCCCGUAUAGCAGCUGACCUGAAGGAAUUGAGAGACCAAUCAGUUUUUGCUUUCUUUAUGAUGAAUGCCCUCUUUGUGUUAAUAGUAUUUUUGCUGACUUUGAAAAAAGACUAUCUACACAUCAAAUGGCCCUUUGGAGUCCGCACUAACAUAACCUACGACGAAACAACACAAGAGGUACACAUCAGUAAAGAAUAUCUUCAACUGGAACCGAUUGGUUUGGUGUUCGUGUUCUUCUUCGCUUUGAUUUUGGUCAUCCAAUUCGUCGCUAUGUUGUUCCAUAGAUUCGGUACCCUAGCACACAUACUGGCUUCAACUGAACUCAACCUGUCUUGCACCAAAAAGAAAGAAGAGAUGUCUCCUAACGCUCUAUUGGAUAAACAAGCGGUAGAGAUUGUCAAACAACUACAACGACUUCAAGGUAUCGAUGGAGAUUACGACAACGACUCUGGCUCUGGUCCGGAUCGAAUAGGAAGAAGGAAGACCAUACAUAAUAUAGAAAAGGCUGCGCAGAAGAAGAGGCAAAUCGGAACGCUGGACGUUGCAUUUAAGAAGCGAUUUGCGAAACUCAACGCCAAUCCAGACGGAGGUACUCCUGUUCUCAGCCGUCGUAUGACCAUGCGCCGAGAAACGAUGAAAGCCUUAGAAGUCAGAAUCAAUUCCGUUAUGGCAGAACGCAGAAAAUCGCAUAUGCAAACGCUUGGCGCCAAGAACGAUUUUGGGACCAAUAACAACGUGCAAAGAACUCAAAGAAGUAGCGUGGCCAGCAGUAUACCUGCUAAGGAAGUUUUUGAAAACGGCCACGUAAAUCAAGCAUUUGAGGAAGAGAUAUAUGGUAGCAGAAAUUCUCUACCGAUGCACGCGAGAGGAAACAAUGUCAGUUGGAUGGGAAAUAAUAGUCGAAUGUGAAAAGGGGGCAAAAUUGACUGAGCUCUUUUAAUAUGUUCAUCAUAGCGAUCAUUUUAUUGAAAUGUAACGAAAAAAGAUGAUACUUAGAUAUAUUUUUCAUACUUAUAGGAUCUUUGUACUUUCAUCGAUAUGAACGCUCCUUAUCUCGAUAUUCUUUAUAAAUAUUAUUAUCUACAAGACUUAUUUUUCUUUAAGCAACUUCAUAUUUGCAUGUUUGUACUAUUCACCAUUCUCCAUAUACAAAGGCGGUCCAAUAGCUACUCAACCAAAGUGGCGAUUUAUUUCUCAACGUAGUCUCCUGUUAGUUCGAUGCACUUAACUUAUGCUCCAACUUCUUUAACUGGUCCAUAAAAUGCGUUUUCUCUAUGUCUGCAAAGACAUAGAGAGGCCCCCUCCAUGACGACGAUGACCUCCUCAUUCGAUUUAAAUUUCUGCCCGGUGAGUGACUUUUUUAAGUUUGACAACAAAACCAGUCGAACGAGGCCAAAUCGUUCACUGAUUUAAAUGUUCCUUGGUCUGUGGUGUGUUCCAGUAGAUACAUGUAUAGUCGAAACGACGCAAAAAUUCCUUCGGAUUGCUCUUAAACAGCUGAAACACGUCGCUUACUCUGGAAUAUCCUUACGGUUACCUUUGCGGAGUGAGCAAAUGUGACUCCCAUUACGCAGAGAGCUUUUCAUGUCCAAAAUAUUAUGUACGAUAUGACCCAUGCGAACUUAUGAGAUGCCUUUUGUCUAAGCCUAGCUUCAAUUCGCGGUCUGUCAAUACGCGAUCGUGAAUUUUUGUCACUCUAUCCUCUCUGGUAGCCGUAGCUAAUCAAAAACGGACGUGCCACCACAUUUGCACUCAUUAAACCAAUUUAUGAAGGUCGCUAUCGAAGGAGAAAUAUCACCAUACACAGCAUCUAAGCGCUCUUUACGCAUCGAUCGAUAUUGCUAUCUAUUUGAGUCUUAUUCGGCUGAAAUUUUGACAUUAGCCGUCUACGAGAAUGUACUACACAAUAGUAAAUUUCUCUUGCGAUAGUGGCGCCAUAAGGCAGUGAGGUUAAGUAAUUAUUGGACCGCCGUCGUAUAAAGCACCCACAAAACGAUAUUAGCUACUUCCUCCAGUUCUAUUUUUUUUUAAUACAGGAAUCACUACAGAAUAAUCUCAACAAUUAUCACACAUUAAGGGAGCUCAGUUAUUCAAAACCACUCAUUUACUGCUCUUACUGAAUAAACCUCGAAACACAUCGAAUAAUGAAGCGUUUACUAAAAGUGUUCAAUAUUCCUCCAGUGUGUUCGUAAUCAUAUAUUUGGAAUUAGUUUCUUAAAUAAGGCAACCAUAUUUCAUUUUUAACCUUUUUCUUAUCUAUUAUUAUUUUUUUUGCGUAUUCGUUCUUUUAUUUUUCUGAAUUGAAUGAAUUCUGAGAAUUGUUCUAUUUAUGUUCUCCUAUUUUUAAUUCCUUGCUUCCUUUUUAUAUUCAUUAAAAUCUGUCACUUAUAUUAAUAAAUUGUUUAUAAUGUUGCCUAUAUUUAUCGAAAUCAAGAACUAUUUUGUACAUAUUCUUAAAAAAAGUACUUAAACUCUUAUAUAUACUCAUAUUUCUAGUUUUCAGUAAAUAUCUAACAGUUCAUUUCAUUUUAACUAAAUCUUGUUACAUUAUUUAUUAUUUUUGAUUUACUGCCAACGAAUAAUACUCAAAAUCUUUUUUAUAUUAUUUUAUGUAAAUAUUUCCCUAAUUCUUAUGUACAUAUUGCCUUUUUGUGUAAUAUUUGUUUAAAAUAUUAUAUAUGAGUAUGUUUGUUUCCUUGGAAAGGAUCUAGCUAAAUCUGCUGUUAUGUUUCAUGCUAAUACCAUAUGACACGAGCAUAGGUUUGACAGAUAUUCUUAUUUACCAACCAUUGAGCAAAAAGACAAAAGAGGAAAUCUAAUCGUAUGAAAAGCAGACCAAAAUUCAGCAAAUGGAAAUGCGAAGGCGCCAAAUUUAAAUUUUCCGACACUUAUUAACAGUAGCUAAAAAAUAUUUUUCAGAAUGUGUCUUAGACGAGAAAGUUUUAAUUAAAUAUUAACGAUCAUAGUCUAAAUUGUGACACAAUUGUUAAAAAACUUCAAUAUAAAUAAGAUUUCAUGUUACAGUUGGGACAAACAAUAACAUAACCCAACUAAAUUUGAUUUAUUACUCAAGGAAAGAGACUCUCUUUCCUCGUUUAAUGUGGCCUCUCAAAAUGGGACUUUCCGUCUAACAAUAUUUUUGUUUUUUUACUCGAUGUUACCAACUGACAGAAAAAUGUUCUAGAUCAAUUAAAUACUAGGUACAACAUUUUCAAGAGUUUCAAUGAAGGGUGCUCUCAAAGUGUUAUAGCUACAGAAAUACAGCCUAGUACGUGGUAAAACUGAUAUCUAAAAAUCAAUCUCUACAUAUAUUUUUCAGCUAGUUUCUUCUCAAUACUUAUAUAUCUGUUUCCGACGAUAACGAUUCCUACCAACUGGGAUUACGCAGUUGAUAGCAAUAAUAGAUCUCGUGAAUCUCCUCUAUAUUUCCCUUCUCCAAAGGAGAUUUUUGCUUGAUGUUUUUCCUUUGAAUUAUAUACCUACAUUAUUUAGAUUAUAUGCCUUUAUAUAACCGUUUCUAUCGCUACUACCUUAAUUAUUGAUCCUUUGACUUUCUUUUCAAGUUUCUGACAUUAUUGGAAUAAACUCUCAGAAAUGUGUUGAGUCUUUUGUGUACAGUUUAGCUUGAAAUUAUGAUGUGUAAUUUUGUUCGCAAAUCAUAAAUAAAUUUAUUUAUUUUCUUCUUACUACCCUAUUCCUAUGGUCUUAGCGUCUUGUAUUUUACGAUACUUUGUAGAAUUUACAUCAACUGUAAUUAAUGAUAACUUCACUUCCAGAUAGGUAUAAAUAUAAUAAGUAUAGCAAGAUUGUAGUAUCCUGGAUCCUUUCCAUAAGAAGUUAUACAAAUAAGACUUAAUUUUGCUAGCUCAACUUCUUUUAGGCAUAAAAAUUAUACGAUUUUUAUUAUUUAAGUUAUAUUUAUAUAUUUUUAUAAUAAUGUGAUAUCAAUUAAAUAGGUUGAAUAAAU
Diabrotica balteata is the source of this 8014-nucleotide messenger RNA. Lineage: Eukaryota; Metazoa; Arthropoda; Insecta; Coleoptera; Chrysomelidae. The record is from the annotation of a GenBank genome assembly.